Gongylonema pulchrum is the source of this 1065-nucleotide messenger RNA. Lineage: Eukaryota; Metazoa; Nematoda; Chromadorea; Rhabditida; Gongylonematidae. The record is from the annotation of a GenBank genome assembly.
AUGAGGAAAUCUGGGCGUUGUGAGCGUCUGCUGGAAGAGGUUAGGCUGAACGGAACGUAUGCGGCACCAGCACAUCCCGGUAAUUUUAUCCCUGGACAGUUUGCAUCAACAUCGGCAGAAUGCGCCGGCGAGGUUCGUGCUGUUAUGAAUUCUUCGUUCAAAGCUGUCAAAAAGAAGCAAAUCAGUGGCCAUCGUGGCGAAAGGGUCACGAUAUUGAGUGUCGAGCAAGGCUACGCAGAGGUCGAGAAAGAAGAUGGCAGCAAAGGUUACGUGCCCACCUAUUUCCUGGAUUUGGACACCGUGCCUGGUGAUAACUUUGGAGACCAAAUACGUAAUCCCAACAAAAUCCAUUACACGCCUUUUCCAGAUUUCUCUUUCAGAUAUCGUCGUAAAUGGUACCGUCUACUGGAUAAUGCUGAAGCGGCCACUUAUGAAGAUAAUCCAUCAAAUUUACUAGACAACAUUGGUUACCUAACUGCUUUAACAUCAUUCUUCCCGACGGCAGAAUCCGAGCAACGAAAUGUGCGCGCAUUGAGCUCGCCGAGAGAUCACAAACGGCCAAUAUGCAUCGAGCCACUGCAGGAUAUGACGACGAAAGUUAAUGAAAAAAUCAUUUUGCAGUGCAAAUUUUACUCGGAAGAAGCGUAUACAGUCAUAUGGAAGGGGCCAGCAAUCGCUGCCGGACGCUCUUAUGACGUAAGGGUAACAAUCACUCAUAGUCACUACUGUCGUUGUUAUUCAGAAAUUAUUGAUCAUCCUCUGAAAUUAGCACCUGAUAGAACAGACAAAGAUGGGCAUUCAAUACUGACAUUAAGAAAUUGUCUGGAGGAAGAUGCGGGUCAGUACUGGGCCCAAGCCAAAAACGUCUUCGGCAAGUGCCAUUCAGUAGCCUGGAUAGCUGUUAUUACAGAACCGGGCUGCGCACAUAUUACUCUGUGCAAAGCUCUUCAUCGCACAGCAGUUCUCUUACAGUGGAAACGUGUAAAAUCUGGGAAUUCAAAAAACGUUUUUUAUGCCGUGCAAUAUAAACGGAAAGGUAUAUUACAUAUUACUUUGAAAUUUUAG